CGACAUCAUCAUGCAAAACAGUCCUCGUUCCAAUGUCAAUGGAGCCAUCUCCUCAUUACCCAGCACUUUGGCACAAUUGGCCCUCAGAGAUAAACAACAACCUGCCUCCAAUGUAACAUCCACUAGUGCUCUCCUGGGCGGGGGCAACAGUUCCAGUGUCCUCUCAAAGGCAGCCGUCUUACAGCAGCAGGCCAAUGGUUCGCCGGGUGGUGGUGCCGGAGACUCUUCAAAUCUAGGCCACAAUGAUUCCAAUAAGCUGACCACAGAAUUACAAGAGAAAGAACAAGAAAAUCAAAAGCAACAACUGCAACAGCAGCAGCAGCAAUCACAGCCAAAACAGAAGCCACCAUUGCCAGUACGCAAUAAGCCCAUGGAAAUUGCAGGUUAUGUCGGUUUCGCCAAUCUGCCGAAUCAGGUGUAUCGCAAAGCAGUUAAGCGUGGCUUCGAGUUUACGCUUAUGGUGGUGGGCGCCAGCGGUCUGGGCAAGUCCACUCUCAUCAACUCCAUGUUCCUGUCGGACAUCUACAAUGCCGAACAGUAUCCUGGGCCAUCGUUGCGUAAGAAAAAAACCGUUGCCGUAGAGGCCACCAAGGUGUUGCUGAAGGAGAACGGUGUCAAUUUGACACUGACCGUGGUCGACACGCCCGGCUUUGGUGACAGUGUGGACAACACAAAUUGUUGGGUACCCAUACUGGAAUAUGUUGACUCCAAAUAUGAAGAAUAUUUGACAGCUGAAUCGCGGGUGUAUCGCAAGCAAAUACCCGACAAUCGUGUCCAUUGUUGUUUGUAUUUCAUUGGACCCACAGGGCAUGGCCUGAGGCCCUUGGAUAUUGCCUGUAUGCAAAGUUUAUCGGAUAAGGUGAAUUUGGUUCCUGUCAUUGCCAAGGCCGACACUCUGACUCCCGAUGAGGUGCAUUUGUUUAAGAAACAGAUCCUUAAUGAAAUUGCCCAGCACAAAAUCAAGAUCUAUGACUUCCCCUCAACGUUGGAAGAUGCUGCCGAGGAAAGUAAAACCACACAAAAUCUAAGGACCCGUGUUCCCUUUGCGGUGGUGGGUGCCAAUACCAUUGUGGAGUUGGCCGAUGGCAAAAAGGUGCGUGGCCGUCGUUAUCCCUGGGGUCUGGUGGAGGUGGAAAACCUCUCACAUUGCGAUUUCAUUGCUUUGCGUAAUAUGGUCAUACGCACCCAUUUGCAGGAUCUCAAAGAUGUCACCAACAAUGUCCACUACGAGAAUUAUCGCUGUCGCAAACUCUCCGAGCUGGGUCUGGUCGAUGGUAAGGCACGUCUGUCCAACAAAAACCCCCUCACCCAAAUGGAGGAGGAGAAACGGGAACAUGAAUUGAAAAUGAAGAAAAUGGAGGCGGAAAUGGAACAGGUCUUCGACAUGAAAGUAAAGGAGAAAAUGCAAAAACUUAAAGAUUCCGAAAUUGAGCUAGCCCGGCGUCAUGAGGAACGCAAAAAGGCCCUCGAACUGCAGAUCCGGGAAUUGGAGGAGAAGCGUCGUGAAUUUGAGCGGGAACGCAAAGAGUGGGAGGAGGUAAAUCACAUCACAUUGGAGGAGUUGAAGCGACGCAGUCUGGGAGCGAACAGCAGUACGGAUAAUGUCGAUGGCAAAAAGGAGAAAAAGAAGAAGGGUUUGUUCUAAGGCUUGUUUGUCAAAGAGGAGUAGU
Molecule: messenger RNA, 1670 nt
Organism: Musca vetustissima
Lineage: Eukaryota; Metazoa; Arthropoda; Insecta; Diptera; Muscidae
Gene: pnut
Product: protein peanut
Exons: 1
Coding region: 11-1645 (544 amino acids)
Biological process (GO): cytoskeleton-dependent cytokinesis; cilium assembly
Cellular component (GO): microtubule cytoskeleton; cell division site; septin complex
Molecular function (GO): GTP binding; GTPase activity; molecular adaptor activity
Source: RefSeq, a predicted model, not a curated record